CCACCCAUGUGACCUUCUUCCUGUCACCACCAGUUCCUGCUUCUCAAUCAUUAGUCCUAUUCCCCCCUCCCCCUCCAUUGUUGUAUCUCUACUAUUUUUACAUACUAUUUGUUUUUUGGUUCUACUCUCAUUCUCUUGCUAUACUUUACAAGAGUGGUGGAUCUUGUAUUUUUUUACAUAUUUGUUGUUUUGGGGCUCUGUUUUUUUUUUUUUUGCUUCCAUGAAUCGAGCUUUUUCUAUUACUUGAAACUUCAACUGAACCUGCUUUAUUGAUUUGUAAAAGUUUUUUUUCUUCUUUUGUUUGGGGUUUUGUUUAAUUGAGCUCUGUUUUCCAGAGCUUGGUGAAUUUGUUGUUUUUCUUCUUUGUUGGGGUUUGCUCAAUUCAGCUCAUAAAUCCCAUAUUGGUGCUCUAUUUGGACCUGAUUUUCAAUUAUUUGUUGUUUUUUAUUUGUUGGGGUUUGCUCAAUUCAGCUCACAAUUCCCGUAUUAGUACUCUAUUUUGGAUUUGAUUUUCGAUUAUUGUUGGGUUUUGUUUGUUGAUAAAUCCUAGUAAUUUUCCACCACUACCGUUUUUGCUGCUAGUGUUUUGAGCUUCUAAUGUCGACGUCUGCAGAGGGAAAUGGAGCUAUAAUUGAUCCUCAGAGGCAACAACAACAGGCGCCUACUGGGGUUGGUACAAAUGGUGCUUUAACAGUGAAAAAACCGCCGGUAAAAGACCGGCAUAGUAAGGUUGAUGGUAGAGGAAGACGUAUAAGGAUGCCAAUUGUAUGUGCGGCAAGAGUUUUUCAGCUUACUCGUGAAUUGGGUCAUAAAUCCGAUGGACAAACUAUUGAAUGGCUGCUUCGUCAAGCUGAGCCUUCAAUUAUAGCUGCUACUGGUACUGGUACUAUUCCUGCUAGUUUCUCGACUGUAUCUGUAUCGGUACGGAACUCAACUGCAUCUCUUGUUUCAUCACUCUCCGCUCCACUUGAUCAGAAAUCAUCACAAAUGAUUUCACCGGCGCCGUUUAUCCUCGGGAAACGUCUCCGGUCAGAUGACGAAAACAUUGAAAAUGGGAAUAAGGAUGAUGUAGCUGUGGCUGCCGGAGCUGCUACUGCUGUGGGUCCCACAGCUGGGUUUUGGGCUGUUCCAGCUAGGCCUGAUUUUGGUCAAAUUUGGAGCUUUGCGGCGGCACCGCCACCUGAAAUGAUGGUGCCAACCUCCGCGGCUGCAGCAGCUGCAGCCGCGGCAGCGUUAAGUUCGCAGAGUUCUAGAUUCUUUCAGCAGCAGAUGGGUGAGGCUUCAGCUGCUAGAGUUGGGAAUUACUUACCAAUGACUCAAGGGCAUCUCAAUUUGCUAGCUUCUCUAUCAGGUCCUCCACAGCCCUCUUCCGGGAGAAGAGACGACGACGGACGUUGAAGAUAUGAUUAUUGUUAUUGUUAUUGUUAUCGUUAUUGUUGUUAAUAUAUCGUAUAAAUGUGUUUUAAUGUUCUUGUUUGUGUUAGAUGAGAAAUUUGUUGCUAGGUUCUAGUGAGUGAGAAAUGAACUAGGGGCUUGUUCAAUUUCAUGAAUUAUUGCUAGGAUUAGGUUUGUUUGCUAUAUCUCAUUUGUCAAGAGUUUACGUUCACCGAGUUUUGGUGUUGUAAGCUGUGGGACGAUAACACGAAACACAAGCAUCAGGGGAAGUUGUUGCUUGUGAUGAUGAAUUUGGUGGGGUUUGUUCUGUUGUUUGCAGACCUCACAAUAAGCUGCUUUGAUCACAUUGUAACAAGAUAUAAUAGGGGAUCAGUGUGGACUAUGAAAACCUGUAGUUCCACAUGAAUGUUUUGUAAGGAAACCAUGGCGGUUUCCGUUGAAUUCAAUUCUGUAAUUUGUUGAAACUAUAUCAGUUGUGAGCUUAAACUUUCCUACUCAAAAGAUUGCUAUGGACUUCAAUUUAUUACU
Molecule: messenger RNA, 1923 nt
Organism: Solanum lycopersicum (tomato)
Lineage: Eukaryota; Viridiplantae; Streptophyta; Magnoliopsida; Solanales; Solanaceae
Gene: TCP14
Product: TCP transcription factor 14
Cellular component (GO): nucleus
Molecular function (GO): sequence-specific DNA binding; DNA-binding transcription factor activity
Source: RefSeq, marked validated